Molecule: messenger RNA, 1833 nt
Organism: Triticum dicoccoides
Lineage: Eukaryota; Viridiplantae; Streptophyta; Magnoliopsida; Poales; Poaceae
Product: protein FAR1-RELATED SEQUENCE 5-like
Exons: 6
Molecular function (GO): zinc ion binding
Source: RefSeq, a predicted model, not a curated record
AUGGAUCCUCACAAUCGCAAGAAGAUCACCUACUCCAAUGAUAUGUACAUGAUAACUGGGCGAUAUGGGAGAUCAUCCGAAGAUACAGCCCGGCCUGAUGCUCGUUCUGCAGAUCAGUGUUUGUCUGAACUUGAUACACAACAUGAAGAAGAGGUGGAACCUUUUGUUGACAACCAUUUUACAGAAAGCUUGAAUAAUUUGAAAUGGGACAGAGAUAUGGAGAUGGAUGGAGGAAACAAAAACUGCUUGAUAGAUUCAACCGAUAAUCCUUUUGACAGUGAUUCUGAGGAUGAUCUUCCUCCAACGUUGUUGCAAAGAAGCUCUGAUAUGACUGCUGUAACUGCUGGACAACAAGAAAAUAAUGGUGCAGCUGAUGAAGUUGAACAAUUGACACAGGAAGAUAUACUGAUUUUCCUUGAAAAUGACAGUAUAGUUGCUGCCCAGAGUUCUAGUCAGGAAACAGCUAAAGUCUCUGAUGAAGCAAGUAAAGUUUUGUGCAUUUUCUGGGCUGACGGGUAUUCUAGGAAGAUGUAUGAGCUGUACGGAAACUGCCUCAGCUUUGAUACAACAUUUAAGACAAACAGAUACAACCUUCCAUUUGCUCCCUUUGUUGGAAUCACAGGACAUGGCCAAAACUGUUUGUUUGCUUGCUCUAUCAUUGAGAAUGAAACAGCUGACACCUUCCAAUGGUUGUUUGAGACGUUCUUGCAUUGCAUGGGUGGCAAAUCUCCAUCCACAAUCAUCACAGAUGAGGAUGCUGGGAUGAAGACAGCUAUCCCUCUAGUUUUCCCCCAUAUCUGCCACAGACGUUGUUUGUUUCAUAUUAAAAAGAAGGCUGAGGAAAAAUGUACUAGGACUUUUGCUGCAAAUAAAAGCCUGCAUAAAAGGAAAAGUUUUGUCCCUGUGUAUUUCAAGAAGAACUUCUUCCCCUUCAUUCACUCUACUGCACGUAGUGAAGGCACCAAUGCCAUAUUCAAGGACAACAUCACGUCAACUCACAACGUGAUAAGCUUCCUACAAGAGUACCAGAAGAUUUCAGAAACUAUACAAGAUAAGGAGCAGGAGCAAGACUCUAUCACUAGAACAAAUUCGCCAACAUUGUGGGCACAAAGUGAACUUGAGUUGCAAGCUGCAAAAAUAAAUGUGAAAUAUGAAGUUUACAAGACACCAAUGCUAGCUGAAAAAGAUUUCAGAAUAAGAAGAUUUGUUGUGAUUGUGAACAUGCAGCAACAGGAGUUCAGUUGUAUUUGUGGGAAAUUUCAGAAGGAUGGCAUUGUGUGCAGCCAUGUCUUGAGAGUACUUUCUCAUCUCAACAUGUCUACGCUGCCAGAGAAAUAUUACAUAGACAGGUGGAGGCCAAAAAAUACAAAGGACAUACGGGACAUCCGUUUCAAUGUUCCUUUGGAACUAACUGCUGGAAGUCAACACUUAAGGUAUACCUUGCUCUCCAACAGGCUCAAUGAGAUGGCCUCAGAUGGUGCAUCAACAAACAGAAAAUAUCUAUAUGUUGUAGCAGAAAGUGAAAGGGUGUAAUAGAGGUUGGAUGAGAUGACUAAAGAAGAUGAACUUGCAGAAGCACAACAAGCAAAUAUUGACAAGGACACAACAGAGUUUGAUGCAGGACCGUAUCCUGAUGGCUAUGGGGACAAUCUUCAGGAUCCUGAUGUUGCAGUAUCGAAAGGGCGUCCACAAAAAGGACGUUACAAAACUUUCAUGGAAGGUUUACUAUCUAAACAGAAAGUCACAUGCAGUCGUUGCGGGGAGCCUGAUCACUAUAAAAAUAGUUGUACGAUAAUUCUUUUGUUCUUUUUCCAAGCUCCACCAAAAACCUGA